Molecule: messenger RNA, 2137 nt
Organism: Chinchilla lanigera (long-tailed chinchilla)
Lineage: Eukaryota; Metazoa; Chordata; Mammalia; Rodentia; Chinchillidae
Gene: Plxdc1
Product: plexin domain containing 1
Source: RefSeq, a predicted model, not a curated record
UGCUCGGGGCGGCCGCGCGCGCGCUGAGCCCCCCGCGCCCCGGAGCAGGUCACCAUGAAGGCCAAGGCUCUGUGUGGGCUGCCGAGGGGACCACCCAGGGCUGGCACCGGAGAGCCCGAGACAGCCCCGGGCAGGUGUCGGACGCAGACAGGACCCAGCUGAGCCAGGACUUUGGUGGGGGCACCCUGGCCAUCGACACCCUGCCUGAUAACAGCACACGCGUGGUGGAGUACAACCACAACUACUACGUGUCCCGUGUCUACGGCCCCAGUGAGCCCCGCAGCCGGGAACUGUGGGUGGACAUGGCCGAGGCCAACCAGACCCAAGUGCGGGUACACAGGACCCUGUCCAGUGCGCACCGGCAGGCUUCGAGAGUGGUCCUGUCCUUCGAUUUCCCUUUCUAUGGGCAUCCUCUGCGACAGAUCACCAUAGCAACGGGAGGCUUCCUCUUCACAGGCGACGUGAUCCACAGGAUGCUCACAGCCACUCAGUACGUGGCACCCCUGAUGGCCAACUUCAACCCUGGCUACUCCGACAGCUCCACGGUGGCCUACUUUGACAAUGGGACGAUCUUCGUGGUGCAGUGGGACCACAUCUACCUCCAGGGCAGCGAGGACAGGGGCAGCUUCACGUUCCAGGUGGCUCUGCACCGCGACGGCCGCAUUGUCUUCAGCUACAAAGAGAUCCCCAUGUCUGUCUGGGAGAUCAGCUCCGCCCAGCACCCCGUGAAAGCUGGCCUGUCCGACGCCUUCAUGGUCCUCAAUACGGGCCCGGAUGUGCCAGAGUCGCGGCGCAGGACCAUCUUCGAGUACCACCGUGUGGAGCUGGACACCAGCAAGAUCGCCAGCGCCUCAGCCGUGGAGUUCACCCCGUUGCCCACCUGCCUGCAGCACCACAGCUGCGACACCUGCGUCUCCUCUGACCUGAACUUCAACUGCACCUGGUGCCAUGUCCUGCAGAGGUGCUCCAGUGGCUUUGACCGCUACCGCCAGGAGUGGCUGGCCUAUGGCUGUGCCCAGGAGGCAGAGGGCAAGACGUGCGAGGACUUCCGGGAGGAGGAUCUGUACUCAGCUUCCCCCAGUAGCUCGGGCAAUCUGUUGGAUGAGGACGUCACCAUCACCACCACUUCCUCCUCCUUCCUGGUUGACAGUCCCACCACGGAAGAUGACACCAAGCUGGAUCCCCGCGCGGGAGGAGACGGCCUGCGGGACAGCCUGUCCCCGGACACCAAGGGCCGCCCCGUGCACCGGGGCACCAUCGUGGGCAUCGUGCUGGCCGUCCUGUUGGUGGCGGCCCUCAUGCUGGCUGGGAUUUACAUCAGCGGCCACCCCAACUCCAACGCUGCGCUCUUCUUCAUCGAGCGGAGGCCCCACCACUGGCCCGCCAUGAAGUUCCGCAACCACCCCAACCACGCCACCUACACGGAGGUGGAGCCUGCGGGCCUCGAGAAGGAGGGCUUCGUGGAGGCCGAGCAGUGUUGAGGGCCACGAGCAACAACUGGGACGGCAAAGAAGACCGGAAGCGACUUUCCCCGGCUUCCUGCAAGCUUCACUGUGGCCAGGAAGAAGGGACAGGGACGGUGGCUUCAGAUGCUGGGGCCGCAGCUCGGCCCUCACACCCCACUAAGGAGCGGGUGGGAAAGCAGCCCUGUGGUGGAGCUUUGAAAGAACAAGAGUCCGCUCCUGCCGACCUUUGGCCUCUGUGCGGGGCUCCUGCCCUGCACCCCAAUGUGCGACCCGGCCUAGCUAAAGUCUAGGUUGGGGUCCCAGGGCCUGUGGGCUCCAGAGCUGGUCCUCUGCACAGCCCAACCAACCUUGUCCUCUUACCCCGGUGACGACGGGAGCCUGGCACCUCCAAGACAGAGCCUGGUCUUUGACGACAAACAGGGUCCAGGACUCCGUGAGCCCCGCCCCUGCCCCUGCUCGGAGACAGUGGGGACAGGGAGCAGGGACUCUGUACAAGGUCUUGACCUGGACAGCGGCUGCAGGCAGCGCUGCGGGGUGGGAGCUCGAGCUGCCACACUUAGCCCCUGUCCCCUGAGGACCCGGGCUGCCUCUGAAGCACACUGGGCUGAAAAUCUAGAGCUCGGCCUCCUUCGGGUAAAAAGCCUCAGCCACAAAUAAACAUGAAGCCAGUC